Molecule: messenger RNA, 3156 nt
Organism: Pomacea canaliculata
Lineage: Eukaryota; Metazoa; Mollusca; Gastropoda; Architaenioglossa; Ampullariidae
Product: pre-mRNA-processing factor 17-like
Exons: 14
Coding region: 35-1741 (568 amino acids)
Biological process (GO): mRNA splicing, via spliceosome
Cellular component (GO): catalytic step 2 spliceosome
Molecular function (GO): mRNA binding; protein binding
Source: RefSeq, a predicted model, not a curated record
GGGCAGGAGAAAAUGUUUACUGCGAAUAGCAAUCAUGGCAGGGCUGUUAUCGUUGCAAAACUACGAUUCGGAUUCUGAUGCAUCUGAUGAAGAAAAAAAAGAAUACGAUGGACAUAAUGCACACUUGAAGCCUGUUGAUUCUGGUAAAGCGACUGGUGCCAUAAUGGCUGUUGUAGCUGCUCCGGAAGUGGAAUCCAAUAUGGACUCCAGUGGUUUGCGUCAUAUUGAUCUUACAACAAAGGAAGUGAAAUACAAUCCAAAAUAUGAAGAACUCUUUGCGCCAGAGGUUGGACCUGCCCACCCAUAUAAGACACAACAGGCAAUGGCGGUUAAAAACACACUAGCGGGACUUGCUGAACCAUCUCACUUCAAUGAUUUUCAGUUUGAAAAUCAACGUCGCACAUUUACAAGUUAUGGGUAUGCUGUUGAUCCCAGUGUUAGUGGUGAAAUGGAGACGAUUGGUGACACACAGGCUGCUGAAAGCCUUAAAGGUGCCACUGUGUUUGAAACUAAACCACAGACAACUGAAAAGAGGAAAAGACAACAAAAUAAAGAUCCUAGUGAUGUUACGGGUUAUCUAGGACCUUGGGCAAAAUAUGUUGAUGAGAAAACAGUCAUCAAACCUAGUGAGGAUGAACAAAGGGAACUAAAUGAGAUUUUAGCCAAGCGGAGCAAGACUGGCCGCCAGACUGAAGAAAAGUCUGUGGAGGAGAAGACAACUCUGCAUAUCAAAGAUCCUUAUGACUACCAGGGUCGUUCAUUUCUGCACCCUCCUCAAGAUGUUGGGGUUAACCUCAGAUCAGAAGAGCCACCAGAAAAAUGCUUUCUGCCCAAAAAGCAGAUCCACACGUGGACUGGUCAUACAAAGGGUGUGGCAGCUAUCCGGUGGUUUCCUCAUUAUGCACAUCUUCUUUUGUCAUGCAGUAUGGAUUCAAAAAUUAAGAUAUGGGAAGUGUAUAACAACAGACGCUGUGUUCGGACCUACCUUGGUCAUAAACAAGCAGUAAGAGAUGUGACUUUCAAUAAUGAUGGAAAAGAAUUUCUCAGUUGUGCCUAUGAUCGGUUUUGCAAACUGUGGGACACAGAAACAGGGCAAUGCAAGGCCAGGUUCACCAGCAGGAAGGUGCCAUACUGCAUUAAGUUUCACCCAGAAGAGGAAAAACAACAUUUAUUUGUUGUUGGAACCUCUGAUAAGAAGAUUGUAUGCUGGGAUAUCAGAUCUGGAGAAAUUGUUCAAGAGUAUGAUCGACACCUUGGGGCUGUGAACACCAUCACCUUUGUAGACCAGAAUCGGCGUUUUGUCUCCACAUCAGAUGAUAAGAGUCUCCGUGUGUGGGAAUGGGAUAUUCCUGUGGAUUUCAAAUACAUUGCAGAUCCAUCUAUGCACUCAAUGCCAGCAGUCACAUUGUCCCCAAAUGGAAAAUGGUUAGCAUGUCAGUCUAUGGACAACAAAAUCUGCGUUUUUGAUGUCCUCAACCGGUUUAAAUUUAUGCGUAAAAAAGCUUUCAAAGGCCAUAUGGUGGCUGGUUAUGCUUGCGGAAUUGACUUCUCUCCUGAAAUGAGCUACAUCUCUUGUGGUGAUGCAGACGGUAAGGUAUACAUCUGGGAUUGGAAGAGCACCAAGCUGUACAGCAAGUUCAAAGCACACGAUGACGUCUGCAUAUCUGUCUUGUGGCACCCACAUGAAACCUCCAAAAUGGCUACUGCUGGAUGGGAUGGUGUUAUCAAAUAUUGGGACUGAAGUGUCGUGUUUGGUGAUUGGUUAGGACUGAUUGACUUUAGACAUGGAUAAUAAUACCCUUCUUUUCAUUCUUACCAAUUUAUAGUUGAAAAUCAUGUGCACGUUGGUUAAACAAGAAAUUCAAAACUGUGAAGAAUGAAUGAGACAAGUGAAUAUGUCUGUGUUUAAAUAUAAAAAAAAACCAACAAAAAUGUUUCGUCAUCACCAACAUUGUCAGUAACAGUAAAUAUGGUGACUUAGUAUAGGAUAGUAAUUAAGGUAUCAAGAUAUCAUUACUCUAUCAGCAAGAACUGUGUUACACAUAAAUGACAUUCUGAAAAGAUAUGUAAUUGUAAAAGAAACAGUGCAUGCAAAGUGUUUUAACCAUGCAUGCUACAAUACAUUGUUAAGGAAACUUGAUCUUUUAAAGUCUUGGGCCAGUAAGUUGGGCUAUAACCAGUGCAAGACUUGUGGACCUGCUGCACAGCAUAAGAUCAAGUUUUCUUAACUCUUUCUCUGCAUAGGAGAAAGUGCGCUUUGCUACCAGCUGGCGAGGCAAAAAGUGAAAUUUCGACCGGUUUUAAAAAUUUCUAUCUAUUAAUCUUCAGUGUAGGCAAUUAUCAGUGAUACUCCAUUUUAAAGAGCAUUUUUCAUUCACAUGGUGUACAUUUUAAGAAAUAUAGGUUUUGUUUACUGGUAAAAUCAAACGAAAGAUUGUAACUGUAUGCAACAGAGAAAAGUAGGUCAAUCGUUAGAAAUUAACAAACAAAAAUCAUUUACACGAUAUAAACAAACAUAAAGUACCGAACAAACAUAUUUUCUUUGAAUAUACAUUUGAAUUUAAAUAUUACUUACUGCUUUCUUCUUUUCAGUUGUUUGAGUACAAAUCCAUGUUGAACUGAAGAUGGCGCUUAAACACAGAAUCUUUGCUUGCUUUCAAACAUAACAAAAUACCUGAUUGGUGGAUUUUUCCAACCUUUGAAGGGAAGUAAUCUGUAGUUGAACAACUUCUAAAGGUUCCUGUACUUGCCUCCCUUAUGUUUUCAUUUUAAUUACGCAUAGAGAGAUUACAAUAUGUCACAUGGGGUAGCUCAACGCAGAGACAAGUGAGCGCCGGGCCAUCACCCUACCUCGUUCAACGCAGAGACUAAGAGUUAAGAAUGUAUUGUUAUAGCCCAGCUUACUGUGCCAAGACUUUGCAUAGACUGGUUUGUCAUUCAACUUUUCUUUGAUGUAUGCACUAUUAAAAUAAUGUAAAAAAAAAAAAGAAAGAAAGAUACGCUAUGUUUUUGUGAAUUAUAAACUAAGUCUAUGCAUAGUCGUCAAGAUCAGACAUGCUACAGCAUAUGAAAAAGGUGAUCUGUGUCAUAUCUAGUUCUUUUAAUGAAAAAAAAUCAGCACUGUAAAUAAACAUUUCAAAGUCAUGAGACUACCUC